AUGUCGGUCAAUCCGCGUGACGCCUCUUCUUGGUGUUCUCCGCCUCGUCCCCCAUCCAAAGCCUCAUCAUUUUUAGAAAAACAUGGAUACAAGGUGAAGAAAGAAUAUGAAGCAGGUGUGUCAGGAAAGGUGUUUCUGGUGAAGGACAAGGAUGAAGAUCUCUGCAUAAUCAAAGAGAUUAACUGUAGAGAUGCAAAGAUCCUUCAAGAAGUCAGAAAGGAAGUUGAGAUGUUGAAGACCCUAAGCCAUGGAUAUAUAAUUUCCUAUGUGGAGUCAUUUGAAGAUGAAGAAACUGGAUUCUUUUAUAUUGUGAUGGAGUAUUGUGCGGGAGGAGAUCUUAGCAAGAGGAUGAAAACACAGAAAUAUUUUUUUGAAGAAGAGCAGAUUCUUGACUGGCUGGUUCAGAUUUGUCUGGCCCUGCAGUACAUUCAUGAGAAGAAAGUUCUUCACAGAGAUAUAAAACCUCAGAAUCUUUUCUUGACUGAAGAAGGCUACAUCAACAUAGGUGAUUUUGGAUGCUCAAAAGUGUUGGACAGACUCACUAGAGUGCACUCCGGCUAUAUGAACGCUCCACCAGUUGAACAGUGGGUACUUCAGCUAAUAACUCCUGAUAAUAUGUGA
Molecule: messenger RNA, 621 nt
Organism: Danio rerio (zebrafish)
Lineage: Eukaryota; Metazoa; Chordata; Actinopteri; Cypriniformes; Danionidae
Source: RefSeq, a predicted model, not a curated record